AUGGGGGAGGAACAGAAGAAACUAGAGGAAAAGAAUCCGGAGGAAAAGAAACCAGAGGAAGGGAAAAAACCAGGGGAAGAGAAAAGAGAAGACCCAAAAUCCGAAAAACCAAGCGACGGAAAGGGAGAAGAGAAAAAAGGAGAGGAACCCAAGGAUGGAAAAGAUUCCAAAGACCCACCACCUCCUCCUCCUCCUCCUCCUCAAGAGAUUGUUCUCAGAGUCUUCAUGCAUUGCGAAGGUUGCGCCAGAAAAGUCCGUCGAUGCCUCAAAGGGUUCGAAGGAGUUGAGGAUGUUGAGACGGAUUGCAAGACGCAUAAGGUCGUUGUGAAGGGAGAAAAGGCAGAUCCAUUGAAGGUACUUGAGAGAGUACAGAAAAAGAGUCACCGACAGGUUGAGCUUCUCACUCCGAUCCCGAAACCGCCGGCCGACGAACCCAAAAAAGUUGAAGAGAAAGAAAUUGCCAAACCCGAACAAAAAACAGAGGAGCCUCAGGUGAUUACAGCGGUUUUGAAAGUCCACAUGCAUUGUGAGGCUUGUUCGCAAGUAAUCAAGAAACGUAUAGAAAGAAUGAAAGGUGUUGAGAGUGCAGAGCCAGAUCUAAAGAGCUCACAAGUGACAGUGAAAGGGGCGUUGGAGCCACAAAAUCUGGUGGAAUACAUACACAAGAGAACAGGGAAGCAGGCAGUGAUUGUGAAGGUAGACCCAGAGAAGAAAGAGGAAGAAGAUAAAGCCAAAGAAGAGAAAAAAGGAGAAGAAAAGGAUGACAAGAAAGUUGAAGAAGAGAGCAAAGAGAAGAAGAAGGAAGCCAUUGAAGAAGCUGCAAAAGCAGCAGCAGCAGCAGCAGCAGCAGCGGCAGAGGGAGAAGAACAGAGCCCAUAA
Molecule: messenger RNA, 879 nt
Organism: Ilex paraguariensis (yerba mate)
Lineage: Eukaryota; Viridiplantae; Streptophyta; Magnoliopsida; Aquifoliales; Aquifoliaceae
Source: the annotation of a GenBank genome assembly